AUGGAGGCAUUCCGGAAGCUGAAACUUAUUACAUUGGUUAUAAGUUUUAUCCUUUUGACAUGGUUUGUAUACACUGUGAGGUUUUUUUUUUAAAUUUUACUAUACGGUUUUUGUUCUUUUGAAGCUUUGGUAUAAUUUAUUAGUAAAAAUACAGUAAAUAUAUGUAAAACAAAGAAUGUAACUUAAAAAUCUUGAGCCCAUUUUGUACUAACAACUUUUUGAAAUUAGGCCAGAAGCAAGGAAGAUCCGGUGCCAAACAUUUUCAUUGGUUCAGCACAUCUGGUAGAUUAUCAGAGGUAAGUAUUACAGUCAAACCUCUUUAGUAUUACCACACUCAAUUAGACAUGGCAGUCGGGCAGAUUUUUCAGCUUGACCCGUUUCAAUUUUUUCUCGGUCUGGCCCGGUUUGGCCCGCCUAAAGCCUGGUACGAUUGUUAGGUACACAAUUAAGAAUCUGAAUCAAAGUGACAUUAUAACUAGAAUGUCACGCUACACAGCAAUUUUUUAAUAAGCUGCACAGUAAUUACAACCUGCAAGCAUUUUCAAUUAAUUUUAUAUUUUUUAUCAUAUUUUAGUGCUGACACUCCAUACGCGGUCAUACUAAACACAAUGUCUGAUGAAACAGGCAGCUUAACAACCCAAGGCACCUUACCCUUGUAUUGUCUCAGCGACAAAAAUGAAAAAGUAAAAACGAGUUUCCGGAAAUCGGACAGAAACAGACACUGCUUAUGGAAGAACUACUACAUACAAUGUGACUUCAAGCACCCCGUUAACAGUAUUCAACUGAUUGACUACUACGGAAAUGGAGUCGAAGUGAGUAUUACAAAGUAAUAUUGCUUUAGUUUACAAUUAAAAGUGAAACAGAAGCCUACAUUCCUCUUUAGAUGUCAGUUACCAAACCAGUCCAAAAAAAGAUCCCGUUGGUUGCGUGCUUAUCACGGAUGUUUUACUACGACAACUGGCAAACUGCACUUGCUGUCUUGGAAAUGUAUCAUGCUAUGGGAGUGAAUGAGUUGAGCCUUCAUGUUAUUAAUGUCAUACAAGACAUAUAUGACUUGCUUGAGCUUUACAAAAAAGAAAUCAACUUGAAGAUUUACCCUGGAUAUCUUGCGCCUCAAAUUGUAAGAGUUUGAUUACUAUUAGAAUGUUUGUGGUAUUGUUUGUAAAGUAAAUUUGAAAAGGGGCGAGCCAAAAGAUUGGACCCGGUCCGAUCUUCUUUCCAAGCUUAACCGUUACCUACUAUAUAUAGAAUCGACUAAUGAAUUCAGGCAGGACAAGAUCCAAAUGAGAAAAGCGAAUCCAUGAACCAUCUUCUCUGCUACAACGAAUGUUUGCUAAACUAUCGUGAAGCAGCUGAAUUUAUACUGUUUGCAGAUAUGGACGACUUGAUAACAUCAACUGGGGGCAAUUUAUAUGAUACUGUCAAGAAGGCACAGCUACAAAAUCCAAUAGCGGUCAACUUCGAGUUUUUGUGGAAAACGUCAAGUUAUGCCAAAAGUAAGUUUAACAUUAUUGACUUAUUGUACUUUAUUAUACUACUGUACUCUAGCAUAUAUGAUUUUUAGUUAGUUCGCCUUCCGAGUUUUCAAUUCCUCGGAUAUUCAACGGUCUUUAUGUUGAUACUACCGAAACAUACGGAAAAUCAAUUGUGGUGCCGAAGAGAAUCGACUUUUCACGUAUUCAUAACUUUCGUGGUAUCGAAUUGAAAGGAAAGUUACUGAAAAGUGUGACACUACCAGAGCAAGACGGCUUCACAAUUCAUUUGAGAGGCGUUCGCAAGCACAAAACUGGAGAGUAUGACAUGAAGCUUCCCACGAAUUCAACGCUGUUUGAAGCAAAGACCGAGAAUAUUCAAAGAAUCAACGAGUUUUUGCAAAAACGGUUACGAGGUUUUAGAGGUAGGGCCAAUAUUGUACCUCUAAAUGCUCUGUCAACCGCUACUUACAACUUUGAAAAAAGACUACGAAACCCGUCCUUCCAAAGGGCUUUUAAUGCUCUACCGACCACGCCAUUCUUUUUACCUCAAUUUAUCCGAUGUUAUGAAAUGUUUAUUAACGCAACCAAACCACUAUGUAUUGGUACUAGAAAUUGUGACAUUGACUACACUAACGGUCCAAAGUGUCAGGUCAGCACAAGUAAUUAUGUUGGCUUUAAACACGACAAAGUCCAGGUGUAUGUGGCAUACAACAGAAAACUGGAGAAACAAGAAACUUGUCAGUUAGAAAAGAGAGCUGUCGAACUUGUAGAUCAAACUUAUACUGUAAAUACUUCGAAGUUAUGGGUACUAAUUUUUUUGAUCUUUUUUAUUUUUGUGUGCACGAGAAAAAACACGGUUAUAUCUUCAAUCAAAAGAAUAAACAAAUAAACUACAAUAGUAAACAGCUAAUUUUUUGUUUUAUAUUUAUUUUGAAUUAAAUAGUAAUCUAAAAGCGUAAUGAGGUUGUACACUUUUAGAUGAUCAUCUCACUUUGCUUUUUGAAGCAAAUACUUAGACCUGUGAAAGAACCUGACCGGACCAUGGUUUACGCCGCGGCCGUCGGGCUAGCAUUUGCUCGCGCAGCUCGCCUCUUUUAA
Molecule: messenger RNA, 2573 nt
Organism: Bursaphelenchus okinawaensis
Lineage: Eukaryota; Metazoa; Nematoda; Chromadorea; Rhabditida; Aphelenchoididae
Source: the annotation of a GenBank genome assembly